Chelonus insularis is the source of this 4591-nucleotide messenger RNA. It is a transcript of the gene FoxP, whose product is annotated as forkhead box P. The transcript is spliced from 16 exons. The record is from RefSeq and is a predicted model, not a curated record. Gene Ontology annotation, biological process: regulation of transcription by RNA polymerase II. The coding region runs from base 669 to 3521 and encodes 950 amino acids. Gene Ontology annotation, molecular function: DNA-binding transcription factor activity, RNA polymerase II-specific; RNA polymerase II cis-regulatory region sequence-specific DNA binding. Gene Ontology annotation, cellular component: nucleus. Lineage: Eukaryota; Metazoa; Arthropoda; Insecta; Hymenoptera; Braconidae.
AAAAUUAAUUAAAUAAAAUUAAUUACAAGGUGAUUUAGAUAAUGAAAGUAGUAAAGUUGAACGACACAUUGGAGUAAGAAUAAUAGCAUAGGAAGAGUUUAUGUCACGCGAAUGAGUGAAGAAAAAAUUUAGAGUGGGAUAUAUGAUGUGUGUUAUAGGCAUGUGGAAGGAGAAAAAGUGAGUGAGGAGGAGAAUAAGCAAAGAGUUGGCGCGCCUUUGUUAUUCUGAGGGGUGAGAAGAGAAGAGCCGAACGAAACGCGUAAACAGAGAGUCAACAUGUAAACAGGCCACUCGUGAGACAAACAACGUAGUGGGAGAGCUCGUUACCAUGAGGCUUUCUUUCUUUCUCACUCAUAUUAGUCAUUCGAUCAUUCGUUCGCACGAGUGUAUAGUAUUAGACAUGUUCGUUCACGUUUUUACUCUGCGUACACGCGUUUGCGUUUAAAUCAUCAUGCAUUACUCUAAUUUUUAUUUCAUCAAACAUUAUAAGUCAUUUAAUUAUUUUUUUCACCACAAAACACAUUGAUGACUCGAAUGUAUCUUAUUGAUUGAGAUGUCACUCUAAUGAUUGCAAGAAUAAUUGUCGAGUGUUUAAUUAAAAAAUUAUUCUUUUCAUUUAUCGGAAACUGUGUGAUUUGUUUCGAACUUUUGUCUACCUUUUAACGUGUAUGUUUUGUGAAAUAAAUAAUAAAGUGAAUAAAGUGAGAAGAGAGAAAGAUGGGAGAGAGGAGGUAAUCGACGUCACAACACCACGCGGUUCAACAGGUGCGGCGAGUCGCGUCAUCGAGCGAGACGGAUACAUUGGUGAAGGUCCAUUUGACACUGGAUCCUGGGGAAAAAACCACUUCCAGUCAACUACGAUUCCUUGGCAGCUGAAUACACGCAGCCAAAAUCGACUCAGUGACGAUGGCAUAAUGGAUCAUGACACAGACGGAGACGGAGCGAUCAACUUGUCAACGUCUCAACGACCCUCUGCUUCGACCACCCCAAAUGGUGACGGUCCAGUCUACAGCCAAGAUCAACACGACAAAGAUCAGGCAACAACGCUAUAUGCUGUUUUGAAGCAACAUCAAACAAGAGAAUCACUGUGGGAUAGAGAAUCAAUACGCAAAGACAGAUCAAGUGUGACAGAAAAAAACGACGAUUUCACAAUCGAGUAUCGUAGCAAUGGAAAACUUAGCCCUACUGGGCAGAAUUCUGUGACAACUACACCCAUGACCCAACAAAAGCAACCAAUUAUUACUCAAUCAUCACAGCAACCUUGUUCAGGAACACCAGGCUCACAGCCGAGUCCACAUCAGAGUCCACAAACACCAAAUCGAGCCUCACCCCCUAAUCCCAAUCAGGGACAAUUGCCUGGUGGUCCACCUGGUGGUCCACCAUUGCAGAAUUCCUCACAGAUGAUGCUCAGCCCUGCUAGCGGUCUUCAUCAUCAAAUGCAGCAACUCCUUCAACAACACAUCCUCACACCAGCACAGCUGCAAACGUUUGUUCAACAACAUACUCUGUACCUUCAACAGCAGCAGCAGCAACAACAGCAACAACAACAACAACAGCAGCAGCAACAGCAACAACAACAUCAUCAGGAAACAUCUUCUGAUCAUGUCACGAGUCAAGACAGAUUCGGUGGUUAUUUUUCUUCAUUGAAAAGCCAUCAACAUCAACUGGCUGAAUUAGGAAGAAAACAAUUGGAACAAAAUAUGCAACAGCUACAAGAACAAUUGCAAUUGAAUCUUAUCCAACAGACACACCUUCUGCAGACAGCAGAUAAGAAGAAAACUUCAGUACCUCUUCAACAACUUGGAGUUCAACAACAUCAGAUUAUUCAACAACUUCAAAUGACACAGAGACAGUAUCUCUUUCAACAAGGAUUAAGUCUUCAAAGUCACAAUCAUUCUUCGGGGAAUUUAUCAAAUGAGUCAAUGCCAACGUGGAAAUCUGAAUCUUCAGAAGCUUCUGAAAGUCAUCAAAAUUCGAAUAUUUCUAAAGCUGCUUCAGGACUGAAUGGACUUAUUAAUUCAAUAUCGUCAACUCGACGAUCUGACGUCAACGGAACGACAAUUGAUGAAAAACCUCUAGAUGUUUCUUGUCAUGACAAGGCUCAUCCUCUCUAUGGCCAUGGAGUAUGUAAAUGGCCAAGCUGCGAAGUAAUUUGUGAUGACUAUCAAGCAUUCCUCAAACACAUGAACACGGAACAUACAUUAGAUGAUAGAUCAACAGCUCAAGCACGAGUACAAAUGCAAGUUGUGUCUCAAUUAGAGAUACAAUUACAAAAAGAACGUGAUAUCUUAGGUGCUAUGAUGCAUCAUCUUCAUGUAGCAAAACAAAUGGCAUCUCCAGAACCACCAAAGUCGUCUGAAUCAUCGACAGGUUCCAAUCUCCCUAAGCUAAGUUUAUCUUCCAAUUUAAUGAGUCAACCACCACCAAAUUUUGGAGUAUCUCAAGUGUCACCAGUUUCAAUGUCAGCUCUAGUAUCAGCAGUGAGGUCACCAGCAGGAGGACAACUUCCACCAACCGCUGGUGGUACUCCAAUGCCACCUAUUCCUAACAUGUCCAGUAUAGCAGGAAUACCAAUGCCUAAUAUGCCUGGAAGUAUGCCAACUAUUCCUGGAGGAAUGCCUAGCAUGGCUGGACCAAUCCGAAGAAGAAUUAGUGACAAGUCAGCUCUUUCAUUAGCUGGAGGGUUGCCCUACAUGCUGGAGCGGGCUGGCCUUGACGUCCAACAAGAAAUUCAACGGAAUCGAGAAUUUUACAAAAAUGCUGAUGUGAGGCCACCUUUUACCUAUGCUUCUUUAAUACGACAGUCAAUAAUUGAGUCACCAGAAAAACAAUUGACACUCAAUGAAAUCUACAACUGGUUCCAAAACACAUUCUGUUACUUCCGGCGGAAUGCCGCAACGUGGAAGAACGCCAUCCGCACCAAUCUAUCAUUGCACAAGUGUUUUGUGCGCUAUGAGGACGACUUUGGGUCAUUCUGGAUGGUGGACGACGCCGAGUUCGUAAAGCGGCGGCAUCUGUCCCGCGGCCGCCCCAGGAAAUAUGACCCAACCCCAUCACCCACUCCACCCCACCUCUCCGCACAAGGAGUACCUUCUAAAAGCCCUACACUAACGCAUAGUCCAACCAUGUAUGGUGAUGCUCUCAAUGCCAAUCUCCAGUAUUUCCAGGCGGCGCUAGGUGAAUCGAACAUGGGAUUCUUGAAUAAUUCAAUGUGCACAUCAACAGCAACUAGUCCAGACAAGGAACACGUAAUGCCCCACAAUGAUUUAAUGUCAUCGUUAGACGAACCAACACUCCAUAUAAAACAAGAAGGACCAAGUCCUGAAGGUGGAAAAUUAUCGAGAUUAAUAAAACGUGAAUUGUUGGAAGGACCUACAGAGCACGAGGUAGAAGAUGAUACAGUAGAUGAAAGAGAUUAUCCCGAAAGUCAUGGACAAGAUUCAGGACAAGAUGAAGAUAUAGCAGAAGAUCUUUCAAUGGCUCCCGAUAUCAUGACGUCAGAUGAUCAAAUCGAGGCGUAGUACCAUACUAAGCAUUAGAUAAAUUGAUAAAUUAAUACAUUGUUUCAUAGUAUCAAUUACCUGAAUCUUCAACAUCGUCCUGCAACUUUUUUUUGUUAUUUAUUGUCAAGGACAAUAAAUUAGACAACUAUUGUAUCUUCUUAGAAACAAGUCACUAAUCAUAUCUAAAUUGUAAGAGGCAAAUUUUCUAAGACUAAACAAUGAGGAGGGAGAUUUAAGAAUCAGAAGAUAAUUAAAAAGAACAGGGAGUUGAAAAUAAUAAAUAUCAAAGCAAGAAGAUUAUAUACAAUAAGAUUGGCUAGAAAGUAAUUUUUCUUUAAUAGGAGAAAGAAAAAUUAUCAUUGAAAUAAAAUGUCAAUCGAAGUGAUCCAUAUCUUAAAUAGAUAAACGACAACGAUUUGUAUUACUUUGUUAUUAUGUUACUUUUUUUCUUUUGAAAUGUAAAUUUCUUAUUUAUCUGUAUUAUAAUUGAUAUAUUAUUACAUAAUGAGAUAAAUAAAACGAUACGAAAGUAUCAUGAAGAAAUGAUAUAUAAAUAUUAUUAUAAAAUAAUAAAGUAGAAGUAGGAUUAUUCUGAAAGACCGUUACAAGUCAGUAAAAUUACAAAUUUUUUAACUCAGGACUUCUUUUUCUUUAAACAUACAUAUACACAACGGACGGCUUAGUGUAUUAACAAUUAAAAAAACAAUGAGUAUGUGGAAGUGGCUCUUCUAAAUGCCAAUUUAUAUUAGUGUAUAAUGAAAAAUAAGUUUUUGUUAAUUGCGUAAAGAGAAUCAAUAGAAGAAUUUUUUUGAUAUACGUGUAGAUAUAAUACACGUUUGUAGAUAAAAUUAUUCUAUAAGAUUGUAGAAGGUAGGAAAGAUUAACAAAAAUCAGUUGAUUCCAGUUCUAGCGUUAUUAAUAAAUAAAGGAUGGCUGUUAAAAGGGCACGUAGGCCAAUAAACAUUGACAAUUAAAUUUAUUUUUAUUUUGGAUUUUAUUAAUCUUGUUACGUUUAUUAUAAUUGAAUUUAAUUCGAAAAAGAACUUGAGUCAGUUUAAUAUCGACUGAAUCAUCGUGAUUAUUCCAAU